Piliocolobus tephrosceles (Ugandan red Colobus) is the source of this 2576-nucleotide messenger RNA. It is a transcript of the gene CHRNA6, whose product is annotated as cholinergic receptor nicotinic alpha 6 subunit. Gene Ontology annotation, cellular component: postsynaptic membrane. Gene Ontology annotation, biological process: monoatomic ion transmembrane transport. Gene Ontology annotation, molecular function: transmembrane signaling receptor activity; acetylcholine-gated monoatomic cation-selective channel activity. The coding region runs from base 780 to 2027 and encodes 415 amino acids. The transcript has 5 exons. Lineage: Eukaryota; Metazoa; Chordata; Mammalia; Primates; Cercopithecidae. The record is from RefSeq and is a predicted model, not a curated record.
GUGCAUGCACUGGCUGAAAAAAAUAAAGCCAGAUGUUUCCCCUUACCUGGAUGCGUCCUCCCAUCCUUUAGUGAGUAUUUAUUUGGUGCCUGUUCUAAUCCCUUUCCCAGCUCCAGUAGCUUUGUCCUGGGUCCUGGUUCCUGGUCUCCUGCUAGGCUGGAAGCAGUUCUUGCUAUAUGCUAGGUUGUUGUGAACUGAGAGCUGAACUGAGUUUCCUCUGAAGUCUGUGAGGGCCACCUCACUGCAUGGCAUCACUCCAUAACCCUGCUGGACACGCCCUUGCAGGAGGUUAUUCUGAAGAUGGGGGUGAAAUGGCUGGUAAAUGCAGAUUUUGGCAUUUACAUUUGGUUGCAAGUAUCAGAUACUAAAAGAAAACCCACAGCCUUUACAAAACAAAAAGUUUAUUCCUUUCUUACGCAACAGAAAUCUAAAGAUUAACAGUCCAGGAGAUUAAUAUCAGUUUCACGGUAUUAGUUGUUGCACAUGUAUGUUCAGUUGCCCAGGUUAUGCACCGCACAGCUCCAGGGGAUGUCACUCCAACGGACUGUGAUUCUAAAGGCAUAAACCAGAUGAGGCAACAGUGACCAAGGUUCCUUCCUUCUUUCUAUUUCACCACCCUUUGUACGUGGCUUCUUCCCUCAGUGUUGCUUCAUGGUUCAAGAUAACUGCUGUGUUCCCAUCCUCACAUUCACAUUCUUUGCAAGAAACAGAAGGAAGGGAGGAAAAGGGCAAAGUGUACAUCCUAGACUUCUGUGACUUCCGAUGAAGUAAACCAGAUCAUGGAAACCAAUUUGUGGCUGCGUCACAUCUGGAAUGAUUAUAAAUUGCGCUGGGAUCCAGUGGAAUAUGAUGGCAUUGAGACUCUUCGCGUUCCCGCGGAUAAGAUUUGGAAGCCCGACAUUGUUCUCUAUAACAAUGCUGUUGGUGACUUCCAAGUUGAAGGCAAGACAAAAGCUCUUCUUAAAUACAAUGGCAUGAUAACCUGGACUCCACCAGCUAUUUUCAAGAGUUCCUGCCCUAUGGAUAUCACCUUUUUCCCUUUUGAUCAUCAAAACUGUUCCCUAAAAUUUGGUUCCUGGACGUAUGACAAAGCUGAAAUUGAUCUUCUAAUCAUUGGAUCAAAAGUGGAUAUGAAUGAUUUUUGGGAAAACAGUGAAUGGGAAAUUAUUGAUGCCUCUGGCUACAAACAUGAUAUCAAAUACAACUGUUGUGAAGAGAUAUACACAGAUAUAACCUAUUCUUUCUACAUUAGAAGAUUGCCAAUGUUUUACACAAUUAAUCUGAUCAUCCCCUGUCUCUUUAUUUCAUUUCUAACCGUGUUGGUCUUUUACCUUCCUUCGGACUGUGGUGAAAAAGUGACGCUUUGUAUUUCAGUCCUGCUUUCUCUGACUGUGUUUUUGCUGGUCAUCACAGAGACCAUCCCGUCCACAUCUCUGGUGGUCCCACUGGUGGGUGAGUACCUGCUGUUUACCAUGAUCUUUGUCACACUGUCCAUCGUGGUGACUGUGUUUGUGUUGAACAUACACUACCGCACCCCAACCACGCACACCAUGCCCAGGUGGGUGAAGACAGUUUUCCUGAAGCUGCUGCCCCAAGUCCUGCUGAUGAGGUGGCCUCUGGACAAGACAAGGGGCACAGGCUCUGAUACAGUGCCCAGAGGCCUUGCCAGGAGGCCUGCCAAAGGCAAGUUUGCAAGCCUUGGGGAACCCAGACAUCUUAAAGAAUGCUUCCACUAUCACAAAUCAAAUGAACUUGCCAACAGCAAGAGAAGAUUAAGUCAUCAGCCGUUACAGUGGAUGGUGGAAAAUUCGGAGCACUCGCCUGAAGUUGGAGAUGUGAUUAACAGUGUUCAGUUCAUAGCAGAAAACAUGAAGAGCCACAGUGAAACCAAGGAGGUAGAAGAUGACUGGAAAUACGUGGCCAUGGUGGUGGACAGAGUAUUUCUUUGGGUAUUUAUAAUUGUCUGUGUGUUUGGAACUGCAGGGCUAUUUCUACAGCCACUACUUGGGAACACAGGAAAAUCUUAAAAUGUAUUUUACCUUUAUGUUCAGAAAUUUACAGACACCAUAUUUGUUCUGCAUUCCCUGCCACAAGGAAAGGAACACAAAGGCUUCCCCCCCAAGUCCCCCAUCUGCUAAAGCUGAUGGCUAGAUGGAAAAAGAGGACUUUCUUGCACCUCAGGAGGCGGAAUAUCCUCCAGUGUAGCACAGGGGGAGAAGUGAGAAGUGUUACGACGUUAGUACGAUGUUAGUGCCCAGAUUGGGCAGCACCCACGGCUACAGUAUCAGGUCAGUUUUCUCAUGUCUGUGUGUUUGGCUUCCAAGGACACGAAUGACUUACAAUACAGCCUAACUAUGUAAUUUACAUCAAGCCACACUAAGAAAUUCUGCUUUACCUCCAGCGGUUGCUGUUUCUCAGUAUUAUGACAUGUGACAGGUGAACUCCGGGAACUGGACCUUGCAACAUUUGUGAACUAUUUACAAUACUUGUGAACUAUUGCAUCCUUGAUUUCUUGUGCAUGUCUCUGUGAUGUAGCUCACCCCCCUCAGCAUUAUUUGAUACAGAUUGUUUGUUUU